AUGCACAAGGCAGGCAUCGGCCACUGGGACCUCACGCCGCCAAACAUCCUGCUGGUCGACGACGGGUACGGGGGAUGCAUCCCCCAGGUUUCCGACUUCGGUCUUGCCCGAGCGCUCGGAGAGAUGCGUCCCAAGAUGAUGGGAACUCUCGGGAGCAUGCCUCUUGAGGUGAUGCAGGCAUCGGUACCAGCUUGCCCAAGCCAGGACACGUUCGCGAUGGGUGCGAUGGCCUUCAUCAUCUGCGUGACUCCCGACAAGGUUCAGGCGAACAUGUUCAUCUCGCCGCACCUCUUCACUGCAGCGGAGGCGAAGGCCAAGAAGGCCCUGGAGGCGAAAGGGGGCGGUCCGUUGGCCAUGACACUGAGAGACAUCUUCGAGAGGAACGUAAUGGAGAGGACGAUGUCGACAGGAGCUUUCACUACACUCAUGACGGUCGACAACUUGCACCCGGACCUGGGCCCGACUAGCGUGAGGGACAUGGUGUCGUGCUACCUCCCGACAUUCCUGGCAAGCGACCUGAACAACCGCGGAGACAUGGCCACCUUCGAGAAGGUGAUGGGACACAUUAUCAAGAUGGUCGAAGCCCAGGGAGAGACCAAAGUCGACGAACAGGGAGGAGAUGGGUCUGCUGGGUCUGAAGUGCAGCAGGCAUAA
Messenger RNA from Ectocarpus siliculosus, 654 nucleotides. The record is from the annotation of a GenBank genome assembly. NCBI's taxonomy places the organism in Eukaryota, Phaeophyceae, Ectocarpales, Ectocarpaceae.